GUUGGGCUACUCACAGCCUCUAGCUGGUUUUGACUAAACUCUCGUCCUGAUAUCGCUCCGCUGGCAUGGAGGAGGAUAGGUCUUGAUGAUUGUGAUGGUGGCAGCGAACAGCUACUAGCGACCAGCCGAGAGAUCACGGCCACCGCGGUGUCUUCAGGAUUUCGCUGUGCACCAGUUCACGGGACCCGGUUCCCUAUCACGACAACUCUUCUUCACGUUCAGCUUAAGGAUUUUUACCGACCAAACCAAUGAAAUGCAGCAAGUUCACGGAGCAACUCCGGAGCCCCUUCGGUUCAAACAGCAAAACUUUUUCACAAAGGACAACAUAAUAAAACAACGGCGAGCUCGAGGCAGCGUCGGUCUGUUAUGUGUGUGAGUGGGAAUCCGAGGCAGUGAUGAUCGCCUGUAGCUUAAUAUCCGGUUGUUUCCUAUGGAGUUAUUACCUUUACUAAUAGUGUUGAUUUACGGACCAGCUUGCUCGUUCUUGAAGCCUUCGUGCUGGGCUAUGGGAUAUUGUUAUCGGUGUUUUUCAUGGACGGGACAAGGUGAUAUUUGAAAACCGUGUUAAAUGGUGGAGCCUCCGCGUCCUGUCCCGAAGGAGGGAACAAGAAUCAACACCGAUCACCGUUUUGUUUACUGUCCUUACGGUCAUUUGAAUCACCCGGUCCGUCUUGUUCGUCAUUUAAUCUAACUACCAUCUCCCAUCUCCCAGUAACAUUUAGCCUAGAAGACGAAGAGACUUUGAGGCUUGAGAGAAGAAAAACUUAGUCCAAAAUACUAUCAUUUCGGGUGAAUGAUGGGGGACUUUGCAACCCCCGCUGCCGCGAACGGCAGUAACAUUUGCAUCAACAACAAUGCCAUGGCGAGUGGCAUGAAUCCGGGUGUAAACCCCAACAACGUGGGCAUUCCCAAACACAGCACGGUCGUGGAGAGACUACGGCAGAGGAUAGAAGGGUGCAGGCGGCACCAUGUCAACUGUGAGAACCGUUACCAGCAAGCCCACGCCGAGCAGCUGGAGAUCGAGCGGAGGGAGACGGUGAGUCUCUACCAGCGGAGCCUGGAGCAGAGGGCGAAGAAAUCUGCCAACAGCAAGCAUCAGAGUAAACAGCAAGACCCCGAGUCGGCGUCUUCGACGGAGCAGAGGAACAACACACUUAUAGCGAAAGACACCCGAGUUCCUGAGUUGGAAUUUCGAGUUGAUGAACAACAACAACAAGAACAACAACAACCACAAAAAUGCAUUUGGAGUUUGUUUUUUCCCCAGUUCCCAGUUGUCUUGAACGCACUGAUGUCGGAACCGGGCGGCUUCGAGAGGAAGUCGCCCUCGUCCACUGCUGUCCUCGUCCACUGCUGUCCUCGUCCACUGCUGUCCUCGUCCACUGCUGCCCUCGUCCACUGCUGCCCUCGUCCACUGCUGUCCUCGUCCACUCGUCCACUGCUGCCCUCGUCCACUGCUGCCCUCGUCCACUGUUGUCCUCGUCCACUGCUGUCCUCGUCCACUGCUGUCCUCGUCCACUGCUGCCCUCGUCCACUGUUGUCCUCGUCCACUGCUGUCCUUGUCCACUCGUCCACUGCUGCCCUCGUCCACUCGUCCACUGCUGCCCUCGUCCACUCGUCCACUGCUGCCCUCGUCCACUGCUGCCCUCGUCCACUGCUGUCCUCGUCCACUGCUGCCCUCGUCCACUGUUGUCCUCGUCCACUGCUGUCCUUGUCCAUUCGUCCACUGCUGUCCUUGUCCAUUCGUCCACUGCUGUCCUCGUCCACUCGUCUACUGCUGCCCUCGUCCACUGCUGUCCUCGUCCACUCGUCCACUGCUGCCCUCGUCCCCUGUUGCCCUCGUCCACUGCUUCCCUCGUCCACUGCUGCCUUCGUCCCCUGCUGCCCUCGUCCCCUGCUGCCCUCGUCCCCUGUUGCCCUCGUCCACUCGUCCACUGCUUCCCUCGUCCACUGCUGCCCUCGUCCACUCGUCCACUGCUGCCCUUGUCCACUGCUGUCCUCGUCCACUCGUCCACUGCUGCCCUCGUCCACUGCUGCCCUCGUCCACUCGUCCUCUGCUGCCCUCGUCCACUGCUGCCCUCGUCCACUGCUGCCCUCGUCCACUGCUGCCCUCGUCCCCUGUUGCCCUCGUCCACUCUGCCCUCGUCCACUGCUGCCCUCGUCCCCUCGUCCACUCGUCCAUUGCUGCCUUAGUCCCCUGCUGCCCUCGUCCCCUGCUGCCCUCGUCCCCUGCUGCCCUCGUCCACUCGUCCACUGCUGCCCUCGUCCACUGCUGCCCUCGUCCACUCGUCCACUGCUGCCCUCAUCCUCUGCUGCCCUCGUCCUCUGCUGCCCUCGUCCUCUGCUGCCCUCGUCCUCUGCUGCCCUCGUCCCCUGCUGCCCUCCAAUAACAGGAAGAGCUAAAGACGGCCGGGCUAAAGAGGCUAAAGACGUCCAGGCUAAAGAGGCUAAAGACGUCCAGGCUAAAGAGGCUAAAGACGUCCAGGCUAAAGAGGCUAAAGACGUCCGGGCUAAAGACGCUAAAGACGGCCGGGCUAAAGAGGCUAAAGACGUCCAGGCUAAAGAGGCUAAAGACUUCCAGGCUAAAGAGGCUAAAGACUUCCAGGCUAAAGAGGCUAAAGACUUCCAGGCUAAAGAGGCUAAAGACUUCCAGGCUAAAGAGGCUAAGACGUCCAGGCUAAAGAGGCUAAAGACGUCCAGGCUAAAGACGUCCAGGCUAAAGACGUCCAGGCUAAAGACGUCCGGGCUAAAGACAGCCCCUCCUGUCCCCUCUCUCUCCUCCCCUCCUGUCCUCUCUCUCUCUCCUCCCUCUAACCUCUCCUCUUUCCUUUCUGUCCCACCAGGAUCACCCCAGGAGAUGGCGGUGAGGAGCCAGGCCCUCCAGAACAUCCGCGCCACCCGUCUCCUCCAACAACAACAACAACAACAACAGAACCAGCAGAUGGUCCAGAUGAACCAGGGCAUCCCAGGGGGCUCGGUGGGUCCCCAACCCGACAUGGGCCUCCCCUACGGCGGGCAGGGAGCCGGCCAGCAGUCCCUCUACAGCCUCAACCCCUCCAUGAGCCAAAUGAUGCAGCACCAGAACCAAAGCGUCCAGGCCUCCAUGGGUCUUCCACCAGGACACAACCCAGCAGCGCAGGUCCAGAGGCAGGUGGGAGGAGGAUACGGAGGACCACAGGGGAUGAUGAUGAACUCCAUGUCCCAGCAGCCCCUCAAGGGGCCGCCCAAAGCCCAGGCCCAGAGGUUGCAGGGCAUGCUGGGAAUUGGAGGAGGACCGGGAGGAGGAGGACCACAGGGAGGGAUGGGAGGGUGGCCACCCCAGCAGGGGCAGUCCCUCCAGGGGAUGGGAGGGCCAGGAGGGGUAGGAGGACCCGGCAGGACUACAGGCGAUAUGGUGGGCUUUGGCUCGGCCCAGGGGGGCUACGGCUCCAUGCAGCCUGGACCCGGACAACAGCCUCCACACCCACGCCUUGCCAAGCAACACUUCCCUGGGCACCCACAGGGCCACCCCCAGGCUAUGGGUCAGGGCCAGCCCAUGGACCCCAGGGCUAUGAACCCUGCGGCCGGCAUGGCCGGGCCCAUGAUUGCCCCUCACAUGGCUGGACCAGGACAGCCAAGGACCAACCAGCCCAGACCCAUGGUCAUGCCGGGACAGGGGGUGAUGGGCCAGGGCGUGCCCAACAUGGGGGCCUUUGGACAGGGGCCGGCAAUGGGGGUGGGCCCUGGCGGUGGAGGAGGGUAUGUGGGACAAGGAGGGGUAGGGGUCGGAGGUCAGCCUCAGGGCUACCAGAGGACGUCUAGUCAAGACCUGUCAUCUUAUGGAUACGUUGGCGGGCAGGUGGCGCCGUCGGGCGGAGGGUUCGGAUUGGCCGACGGGACAGGGUCGGACUUGGACUCAAGUGACGGUUGGAUGGAAGAGUUCUUCCCCAACCAAUAG
Molecule: messenger RNA, 3934 nt
Organism: Oncorhynchus kisutch (coho salmon)
Lineage: Eukaryota; Metazoa; Chordata; Actinopteri; Salmoniformes; Salmonidae
Gene: maml3
Product: mastermind-like transcriptional coactivator 3
Exons: 7
Coding region: 794-3934 (1046 amino acids)
Biological process (GO): positive regulation of transcription of Notch receptor target; Notch signaling pathway
Cellular component (GO): nucleoplasm; nuclear speck
Molecular function (GO): transcription coactivator activity
Source: RefSeq, a predicted model, not a curated record